AUGGAGAAUGAGGGCCAGCUUAGGAGCCCUAGGAGCCCCAGAAUACAUGACAGACGUAUUUCCCUGAACGCCUCUUACCAUUCCGAAUUCUCUUCAGCAAGGCUUUCGACUUCAGAAGCUGCCUCCACUAACCACGAUCCAUUCGAUAACGUUGUGCAAUCGCAUGCGCAAUGGGAACACAACACCCGAGAGUCACCAGUUGAGUUCGAGCAAACCAAUGGACAUACCACUGAAUCAGAAGACGAGUCCCAAGCCUACUCUUCAGCCACCACAGCCACUCCAUCGUCAUCACGUCGUCGCUUGCAAGUACCCACGAUAUCAGUUUUGUUGAAGAACGUUCUCAAAUGCGCAGUGGCGUAUUUUCUUGCCUCUCUUUUUACCUUUUCGCCACAUCUUUCUGGAUUUUUCAAUGACACUUCCGCUCCGGGAACAAAGAAUCCCACUGGUCACAUGGUGGCCUCGAUUGCUGUCUACUAUAACCCGGCCAAAACCAUGGGAGGAAUGAUGGAGGCUGACUCAUACUGCGCGUGUGCGUUUCUAUAUGCAGCCUUCGUUUGUUUGGGAAGCAUGUCGACGUUCUGGUCCCUCGAGGCCAUACCAGGAUGGGAGUGGCUUGCUGAUGCUCUCGUCAUUUUAUGGGUCGGAGUUGGCAUGUGGGGUCUCACUUGGAUGAAAGUUUGGAUGGCCAAACCCACCUUCAAUUCAGCGUGUAGCAUGACUGUGAUAAUACUAUCCAUUGUAAUUGUCAAGGAGGGAGGCUGGGAAACCCUCCUGGAAGUUACCUCGAUCGUGCUUCUCGGCAUGAUACUAUCAAACCUCGUGUGUUUUACGCUAUGGCCCCAAAGCGCCACAGAAAACCUCCAGUCGAACAUGACAAAGACUUUGGAUUCGUUUUCCACCCUGCUCGGCAUGCUCACAAACACCUUCCUCCUUGAGGAGCCCAUUCGCCAGCCUAGCCAGGAUAAAAUACACCAAGCGGUCGAGAACCAUCAGGCAAGUUUUACGAGCCUCAAAAGGAACAUGGGGGAAGCCAAGUCGGAAUGGUUCAGUGGUCUGCGCGGACAAGGGGGCAAGGCGUCCAGACAAGCCUACGAGGACGCAGUCGACAGCCUUACGCGCCUUGCUCAACAUCUGAAUGGCCUAAGGAGCGGUACUCGGUUGCAAUACGAACUCACCAAGGCUCACAGUGAGGGACGCUUGACAUUGAAGCGACACAUCCAAACGAAUGGAAAAGAGCGUGCUCCAAGCGGUUAUCCAACCGGGAAGAGGAGGAUGUCCAAUGGGGGUGUAGACAUAAAGGAUGACGCAGAUGAAGUCCUACUACAGGCUGCAGCGGAUAUGUUCGGCGACCUAAUCGACGAGCUGGGUCCACCGCUGAAGGUGUUGACGAGAACUUGUACUGCAAGUCUCGAACGGCUACGCGAGGCAUUUGCGCAAAGCAAACGUGUUCAACGCGAAACCCCUUUUCAACCUCAAGAUUUUCACAUUUUAGUUGACGAGAUCCAGCGCGCGCUGUUUGCGUUCGAGUCCACCUCGAAUCACGCUGUUCUGCGUUUAUACAGAAAGAGCGAAUAUUAUUCCCCGUCUACAGACUCUUCGGUCCCGCAGGACAAUACGCUCCUUAUGAACAGCGAGCAUGAACACAUAUUUGUUGUCUAUUUUUUCAUUUUCACGCUGCAGGAGUUUGCUGGGGAGCUCAUUUCUCUCACGGACGCUAUGCGCAGGAUAUAUGCCGUCGAACAAGUUAGGGCGGAUACCCCGAGUUGGUUUAAACAAUAUAUUAUUCACGGCCCAUCACGAGUGUUCUCUGCGGUGCGAUCGCGUCGACGUGCGUUCACUCCGACAUAUUUCACUUCUCCUCAUCGCGACAAAGUUUUUUUCCCGAAAGUCCAACCUCAUGCCCCGAACACAAUACAAACGCCCCUUCCUGCGAACCUCCCUUUUAUUGGUCGCAUGAAGCGUGCACUUUGGGACUUUAGUGCUAUUUUGAAAGAGCGCAAGUUGAAGUAUGCCUUCAAAGUGGGAAUGUCUACCGCUAUGUUGGCUGCACCUGCGUUUCUUGAAGCUACGAGACCGAUCUACACGGAGUACAGGGGCGAAUGGGCAUUGAUUUCUUUUUUCUCUGUCAUGUCGCCCACGAUUGGAGCAACUAAUUUCCUCAGCAUCCACCGUGUACUCGGUACUCUUUUUGGAGCUGGGGCAGCAGCUGGAAUUUACAGUCUUUUCCCCGAGAAUGCAAUCGUACUGUCGAUCUUCGGCUUCUUUUUCUCGAUACCUUGUUUCUACUACAUCAUCGCAACUCCAGUGUAUGCGACGACGGGGAGAUUUGCUCUUCUGACAUAUAAUCUGACGUGCCUGUACUCGUACAAUCUUCGAAAAGGCGACGUAUCUGUGCUCGACAUUGCGUUUCACCGCUCGACUGCAGUUAUUGCUGGUGUCAUCUGGGCUGCAAUAGUGUCUCGUUUCUGGUGGCCUUCAGAAGCGCGAAGGGAACUGAGUAGAGAGCUGGGAGACUUUUGCUUGAACAUCGGAUGGCUAUACACCCACUUAGUAGCAGCCAACUCAGGCGCGCACCACGUAACAGACGACACGGACGAAGACGAGCCUGAAACGCAGACUCCAGACGAGGACACGUCGCUUUUGCCAAAGUCUGCCAAAGCCAGACUUAGCAAAUCCAUUCAGGAAUUCAUGGCUAUGGAAUUGCAUCUCCAGAGAAAACUCAUUGAGUUGCAAGGCCUCUUGGCUGAGACGCAGCAUGAGCCCCGGCUGAAGGGACCCUUCCCUAUACUCCUCUACCGGGCUAUAUUAACGAGCCUUCAGACUAUCCUGGAUAGGAUGCACAGCAUACGUUGCGUCACUACCCGAGAGGAGUGGGUCGCGUCCGUAAGGAAGGAUUUUAUUCUACCCGUGAACAAGGAGCGAAGAGAGAUGGUCGGCAACAUCGUUCUUUAUUUCUCGAUUCUUGCAUCCGCUUUUCGUCUGAAAGCGCCAUUACCGCCUUACCUUCCGCCAGCUGAGGCAUCGAGGGAACACCUGGUCAACGCAAUCCGGAAACUUGAUGUAGUCAGGAACAGAGAUGUGAAAGCGUCCCGACAGCUUCUCUUCUUCGCGUAUGCUCUCACUAUGAAGGGCGUCACUCAGGAGCUGGAGUAUCUUGGGCGUACCCUACAGACCGUUUUUGGUGUGAUUGGACAGAGUCCAGAGGAGUUUGAGGCGUUGUUUCUGGAGCCGGGUGAGAGAAUGGAUGCUGCGCAUGUUGUUUGA
Messenger RNA from Suillus paluster, 3264 nucleotides. Its product is annotated as Fusaric acid resistance protein-like-domain-containing protein. The transcript is spliced from 15 exons. NCBI's taxonomy places the organism in Eukaryota, Fungi, Basidiomycota, Agaricomycetes, Boletales, Suillaceae. The record is from RefSeq and is a predicted model, not a curated record. Bases 1 to 3264 code for a protein of 1087 amino acids.